Seminavis robusta is the source of this 2210-nucleotide messenger RNA. Lineage: Eukaryota; Bacillariophyta; Bacillariophyceae; Naviculales; Naviculaceae. The record is from the annotation of a GenBank genome assembly.
GAGAUUCUUGUUGGGGGCAUCAAUUUCCAGAGAGAGUGAGUGAACUCAACGGACGUCACUGUGCUGUUCUGAAGAACCGAGUCACGAGUCCACUGUGAUUGAAACUCAACAGCACCAUCGCGUCUGGGGAAACUGGGUGGUGGUUGAAUAUCGGUACAGUACCGGUACGGUACGAUCUCUUGCUUCAAACACUCCCGAUCGUGAUACCUCCACUGCCGUGGACAGCACACAAUCUGCUCCUCCAGUUCUGCGGGAGCUGGAAAAUUGGUUAGGCGAUUUCUCUUUUCUGCUUGAAUGAUACGAUUCGAUUCGAUUCGAUUCGGGAGGUUGCGAGCCAAUUUCCCCUUGCCUAGCUAACCAUGAGUACCUUCAUUUGCAAGCAUCGUACCGCAGGUUCAGCACCACCCCCCAAAAAACAUGCCUAUGGUUUUGAACUACUAGUACCCGGCACGGUAGUUGUUAGGUUCGUACGUGCACAGUCGCUCGGAUCAAGGAAGCCAUCCCAUGCUCGAUUAAAUUGCCUGGAGCAAUCGAUUUAGUGGUUGCAUUCCAGACUUCCACCUCCGUACCUCAGUGCUGCUUCGAUGGACUUGUGCAUACCGGUAAAUAGAAAUACAGUACAAAGCUGCAAGCUUUGUCUCGAGGUCCAGUCACUAUCCAAGUCUCAGAACUGGUAUUCCCGAAUGUGACUGAAGCCACCGGUACCGGUACUUGUACCGAUAAAUGAGAAGCCACCAGUAUGAGAAGCCCACUCGUGCUGUUUUGUCUUCUGGAGGGAGUGCCAUGGAUCGCGUUCUGGAUCCCUUUGUCUCUCUUUCUAUCAAAUGGCACCACUCUUGUCUACGAUCCUCUUUUAGGAUAGCUCUCAUCAACAACAAUAAUGCCAGCACAUGCAGCCAACGAAACGAAAUUCCUGAGUGCUUCCACCCAUUGCGAACGGGUCAUGGGGCGCCAUGUGGUGGACGGCAACAAGGGUGCCAUCAUGGUGGAUUGGCCGGGUGUUCGAUUGGAGUUUCGACUUAUUUCCAACACGAGAUCGGUGGCGAUUCGCAUCAAGGGGCGUUCGGCCUGUUUUGGAUAUCGCGUGGUCGCCCAAGAGAAGGGCAACGACGAGAGGAACCAUGUCAAUACGGACGAUGCGGCGGACAAACUGGUCAUUUUGUCAUCUGGAAAAGAACAGGAUUAUCCCCUACAUGACAAUCUACUAAAUUCAAAUACUACGUACAAGGUGUCCAUUUGGAAACGAGAUGAUCCCAUCAAUGGAGGAGCCAUCAUUUCUGGAUUGGUUAUCGACAGUGAUGGCAAUGUUCAACCCAACAGGAAAGAAGAUGGAAAUCUAUUCCAGCAACCUCCGAAUACCCGCCUCCUGGAAUUUGUCGGCGACUCUGACACGGUGGGGUUCGGAAUCAAUGGACAAAAGUCUGGUUUCUUAUACUUCCUCUGCUGUCAAAUGCCAUGCAUGACCAUGGCGCCAAGUCUGCGCAAGAGCACAGACGUAACCAAGUCAUGGGCUCAUCUUACCGCUCGACAACUGAAAGCCGAUUACAGUGUCGUAGCUUGGAGUGGGAUUGGAGCCAAGUAUUCUCCGGAAAGCAACAUGCCUUCCAUGUUGGAGUCGUAUGCCACCCUACUGCCUUCUGGCAAACAAAAGCCCAUUCCACCCAACGAGGGCUCCAUGCUGGGACCCGAGCCAUCAGCUGUCAUUCUCUAUAUUGGUCAAAAUGAUGAAUAUGCGGACAAGAGUGAGGACAAGUUACAAAAAGGGUUUGCUGCACUCUUGAAGAAGAUAAGAGAAUUCCGCCCAUCACACAUUCCCAUUGUUGUUGUGGCGCCCGCGUUGGAUUGCAACUUGGCAUGUGCCUUUAUGGGAAAGAAGGACAACACUGCUAAGGCAGAACGACAAAACAGACUCUGGAAAGCUGCCGUACAAGAUCUAGUAGACUCGAAUAUUCACGUGGUGGAUCACAAGCAUGAACCGGACAUUGCACUGAAUUCCAAAGAAGACUUUGGCAUUUGUUUGCACUGGAAUGCCGCAUCCAACUUGAAAUUUGCCAAUCCCUUGGUACCCAAAUUGAAAAAGAUCUUGAAUUGGUAGGCAGAAAGCAAAGGAAGCUAUUUAAAAAAAAUAGCAAAAUGUAAUUCUUCUUUUAGUUUGGAAAAUACCCCAAAGGGUUUCCCGACCGCGUCCUUGAGGUGCUACCGGUACCGUA